AUGGCUUCUUCUUCUCGCUCCCUGACUUUACCAUUUUCUGAUGCCUCUCGUACUGCUUGGUUUCAAAGACUCUCUGGACCUGACAACAAAAACCACUUUCGUCUAACACCAGACAAAGUGCUUCUCUACACAGAGAUUCUACUUGAUGUUUGGCCCGAGAAAGGUAGCAAGGCAUGGAGGCAGAAAUUCGAUUUCAGGGCCCGGUUCGAACUUGUUGAUGGAAAAUUGAACUACAAGGAAAAGAAUGACAUACCUUCCAAGCUAGUUGUUACGGACUUAGAAGUAUUUGAUUUGAUUGUAGCCGCUCAUCUUAAUCUAGGUCACAGUGCAUAUAUUCUGCAAUGUGAUAAUGAUGGAGAGUUUAAAGGUGCUCUCUUUAUAUUGAUGAAGGAUCUUGGUGUGAAGAUUAUUCAUGGGCGUGCCCGUCACCCACAAAGCCAAGGGCUAAUCGAGCAAGCAAAUGGUAUUUUGAAGGAGAAGUUGGCAGCUUGGAUGCGUGAUCAUCAAAGGGCUGAUUGGACGCAAGGCAUUGACGAGUCCAUUUUGAGUAUGAAUUCACAACGUUACACUGCAACAGGGAGGACACCCUACGAGGUUUUGUUUGGGCAACGACCGUUUACUCAACGAACUAUAUUCACUGAACGAGACACCGUCACGGUCAUUGACGAAGCACCUCCCCAAAGUGCAUUUCUGUUUGAGCCAUCAAACACGCAGAGCCAAACGGAAGACACAGAAGUGGACAUAGCACCAAGAGCAAACAGUGUUGAGUUGGCUAUCAACGUUGAUGACCUUGAGUCCGAAUCAGAUGAAUCACAAAACACCGGCAAUGAAUAG
This is a messenger RNA of Morchella sextelata, 834 nucleotides long. RefSeq lists its product as uncharacterized. The transcript has 3 exons. Gene Ontology annotation, biological process: DNA integration. The record is from RefSeq and is a predicted model, not a curated record. Gene Ontology annotation, molecular function: nucleic acid binding. Bases 1 to 834 code for a protein of 277 amino acids. NCBI's taxonomy places the organism in Eukaryota, Fungi, Ascomycota, Pezizomycetes, Pezizales, Morchellaceae.